AUGGCCGAGAGGAAGCAGCCCGGGAAGGCGGCGGAGGACGAGGAGGUCCCUGCCUUUUUCAAGAACCUGGGCUCGGGGAGCCCCAAGCCCCGGCAGAAAUUCUGCGGCAUGUUCUGCCCGGUGGAAGGCUCCUCGGAGAACAAGACCAUCGACUUCGACUCGCUGUCGGUGGGCAGGGGCUCGGGGCAGGUGGUGGCCCAGCAGCGGGACGUCGCCCACCUGGGCCCGGACCCGCAGCCGCCGUACUCCCGGCAGGGCCGGCGCGCCGGCGGGGGGCCAUCUGUUGAAUCGGGCCGGAAGGUGGAGAUCCGGAGGGCCUCGGGCAAGGAAGCCCUGCAGAACGUCUACGACCAGAGUGAUCGUCUUCUGAUCAAAGGAGGUAAAAUCGUUAAUGAUGACCAGUCAUUCUAUGCAGACAUAUACAUGGAAGAUGGGUUGAUCAAGCAAAUAGGAGAAAACCUGAUUGUGCCCGGAGGGGUCAAGACCAUCGAGGCCCAUUCCCGGAUGGUGAUUCCCGGAGGGAUUGAUGUCCACACCCGCUUCCAGAUGCCUGACCAGGGAAUGACUUCUGCUGACGACUUCUUCCAAGGCACCAAGGCGGCUCUGGCUGGGGGCACCACCAUGAUCAUUGACCAUGUCGUGCCAGAGCCUGGGACAAGCCUGCUGGCUGCCUUCGACCAGUGGAGGGAAUGGGCCGACAGCAAGUCCUGCUGCGACUACUCUCUGCACGUGGACAUCACCGAGUGGCACAAGGGCAUCCAAGAGGAGAUGGAGGCCCUGGUGAAGGAUCACGGGGUAAAUUCCUUCCUCGUGUACAUGGCUUUCAAAGAUCGCUUCCAGCUGACGGAUUCCCAGAUCUACGAAGUACUGAGCGUGAUCCGGGACAUCGGUGCCAUCGCCCAAGUCCACGCAGAGAACGGCGACAUCAUCGCAGAGGAGCAGCAGCGGAUCCUGGACCUGGGCAUCACGGGCCCCGAGGGCCACGUACUGAGCCGUCCUGAGGAGGUCGAGGCCGAAGCCGUGAACCGGUCCAUUACCAUCGCCAACCAGACCAACUGCCCCCUGUACAUCACCAAAGUGAUGAGCAAGAGCGCGGCCGAGGUCAUCGCCCAGGCCCGGAAAAAGGGAACCGUGGUGUACGGCGAGCCCGUCACUGCCAGCCUGGGAACUGAUGGCUCCCAUUACUGGAGCAAGAACUGGGCCAAGGCCGCUGCUUUUGUCACCUCCCCGCCCCUGAGCCCUGACCCGACCACUCCGGACUUCCUCAACUCCUUGCUGUCCUGUGGAGAUCUCCAGGUCACCGGCAGUGCCCACUGCACUUUCAACACUGCCCAGAAGGCGGUCGGAAAGGACAACUUCACCCUGAUCCCCGAAGGCACCAAUGGCACUGAGGAGCGGAUGUCUGUCGUCUGGGAUAAGGCUGUGGUCACUGGGAAGAUGGAUGAGAACCAGUUUGUGGCUGUGACCAGCACCAACGCAGCCAAAGUGUUCAACCUUUACCCCCGGAAAGGCCGCAUUGCUGUGGGCUCCGAUGCUGACCUGGUCAUCUGGGACCCCGACAGCGUUAAAACCAUCUCUGCUAAGACCCACAACAGCGCUCUCGAGUACAACAUCUUCGAGGGCAUGGAGUGCCGCGGCUCUCCGCUGGUGGUCAUCAGCCAGGGGAAGAUCGUCCUGGAAGACGGCACCCUUCAUGUCACCGAGGGCUCCGGGCGCUACGUCCCCCGAAAGCCCUUCCCCGAUUUCGUUUACAAACGCAUCAAGGCAAGGAGCCGGCUGGCGGAGCUGAGAGGGGUUCCCCGCGGCCUGUACGACGGGCCUGUGUGCGAGGUGUCCGUGACACCCAAGACAGUCACUCCCGCCUCGUCGGCCAAGACGUCUCCGGCCAAGCAGCAGGCCCCGCCUGUCCGGAACCUGCACCAGUCUGGAUUCAGCUUGUCUGGUGCUCAGAUUGACGACAACAUCCCCCGUCGCACCACCCAGCGCAUCGUGGCGCCCCCUGGUGGCCGUGCCAACAUCACCAGCCUGGGCUAG
Molecule: messenger RNA, 2034 nt
Organism: Pipistrellus nathusii (Nathusius's pipistrelle)
Lineage: Eukaryota; Metazoa; Chordata; Mammalia; Chiroptera; Vespertilionidae
Source: the annotation of a GenBank genome assembly